Molecule: messenger RNA, 180 nt
Organism: Podospora bellae-mahoneyi
Lineage: Eukaryota; Fungi; Ascomycota; Sordariomycetes; Sordariales; Podosporaceae
Exons: 2
Coding region: 1-180 (59 amino acids)
Source: RefSeq, a predicted model, not a curated record
AUGUGGUCGGAAACGGGUUCCCGUCAUUCUUGCCAUGCUGUCAUUGGUGACCUUGGCGAAGGCUUGUCUGUCGUGGAGAAGAAGCUUGGCGACCCGAAGCCGAUGACCCCCAGCUUCGGCAUUCUUCGCCCGUCUAGAACUCCUGGGAGGCGUGAACUCAAACCGCAACGCCGGGAAUAA